AUGAGAAAACUUCUUCCUAUUUUCUAGACACACCAUAUACAUCAUGGUCAUAUGAUAACUUUCUUGAAGCUAUGAAAAGUGAUAGAGAAGAUGAUGAAACAGUUCUUCAAAUUGUAACAUUGUUAUCUAGUCAGAAACAAACAAUGGCUACAAUAAGAUUCUGGAAAAAAUUGUUGUCAGAGAAAAGUCAAACAAGUGCACAGAUUCGAGUCAACUCUCAGGCAUUAGAUGUGUUAGAUAUCGAACGAACACAAUUAAAUGACACAGAAAAUGAGAUAUCUGUAUAA
Messenger RNA from Scutellospora calospora, 287 nucleotides. Lineage: Eukaryota; Fungi; Glomeromycota; Glomeromycetes; Diversisporales; Gigasporaceae. The record is from the annotation of a GenBank genome assembly.